GAAAUCUACGAACGUGUGAACUGCGUACCUAGACCUACCUACGCUUUACUAAAAUUCAUUUAAACGUUUGAACGUUUUCGACGCUAGUUUUAAAUCACAAAUCAAUAUGAGCUUUAAGCAAUGGUGGCAAAACUUAUCAUAAUUUUGUGCGUUUUCAAGUGUUACUUUUGCGAUUUUGGUAAAGAAGUGAGUUACAAUAUAAGUUUAGUGUUGAGAUGGGAAACUUUGGACUUUGAGUGGCCGGACAAAGACCGUAAGUUGGAAUCGGUUACCAAUCGAACGUUCGUACCGAAAAAUAAUUUCAUCAGAGGGUUCAGACUAUGGCAAGAUUUCGCUCUGAUUACGAUCCCCAGAUGGAAAUCCGGCGUACCUGUUACAUUGGCCAAACUCACAACAGCGACCAACUCCUCAGAUGGCAGAAUGGGUUCUCCAGUUCUCCAGCCGUAUCCAUCGUGGGCAAUGCAAAACAUAGACGAUUGUUACGCAUUGCAAAGUGCUCACAGCAUCGAAAUAGAUAGCGACGAAAAGUUAUGGGUUUUAGAUAAUGGCAUGAUCGAAGAAUUGGAGCAUAAUCGUACGGUAUGUCCUGCUAAAUUGAUGAUUAUCGAUUUGAAAAGUAAUUUUAUCAUACGAACUUUGAUAAUACCCUCGGAAAUGACACGUCCGGGGAGUACGUUCACUUCGAUGGCCAUUGACAAGUAUAAACAAAUCGCUUACAUCCCCGAUUCUAUUUAUGACCAAUCUGGCUUCAUUGUUUACGAUUUCAAUAUAGAUUCGUUCAAAAGAUUCGACUGCGAGCAUUUAAAUGUUGACGACGAAACAUUCAAUUUCAAUAACAUACCAGAGAAUUUAUGGUCGCAGUUCGUUUCUGUUUCUUUGAACACUGAUCGAAAUAAAUUGUAUUUCUCAAUUUUUGACAGCGAUGAUUUAUUCUUCGUCAGAGUAUCUGUUUUUGACGAGAACAUCACCGAUAUUUCAACCAGAGUGGAAAAUUUGGGAAAAUAUGGCCGAAGCGUACAACUUACCGCCGAUCCGAAAGGCUACAUGUAUUUUGAUGUGCUCAAUCGUAAGGCAGUCGCUCAGUGGAGAGAAAACAGUUGGGUUUUUCAGUAUACUCCGCAUAUUGUCGUACAAAGUAAAUUGUUAUGUCAUUGGAUUAGUAGUUUGGAUAUAGAUAGUAAUGGGUAUUUGUGGAUCGCCAGCACGAGAUUUUACGAUUACGUCUCUAAUAAAGUAAACGAUCAUAAGGAUAAUUUUAGAAUUUUCAAAGUAUUUGUGCCACGUAUGGAAAACCCAAAAAAACCUAAAACUGGGUUUAAUGCGGAAUACGUUGUUUUAGUUUUGUUCAUAAUUAUUAUCGGAUUAAUUAUUGUGGAAAUUUUGAUGUUCAACUCGGAUUAAAAUAUUUUUAUUGACUAAUGUUCAUUUCAUCAAUGCCGAAAAAUCAGAUCAGUACCUAGGUGCCUAUAUCAGAUAGAAUCAUAUGUGAUGUGACCAGACAAA
Molecule: messenger RNA, 1503 nt
Organism: Planococcus citri (citrus mealybug)
Lineage: Eukaryota; Metazoa; Arthropoda; Insecta; Hemiptera; Pseudococcidae
Product: major royal jelly protein 1-like
Exons: 1
Coding region: 121-1401 (426 amino acids)
Source: RefSeq, a predicted model, not a curated record